GCAUUAACACAUUCAAACACCUCAACACAAAAAAACAAAACACAGAGAACUUUGCCAUUUCCAUAAUCUUCGCAACUUUGCAGCUAUGAAAUCCGCUCUCCUCCGAACCGGCUCCGUUCCCGUCCUCUCUCCGGCCGCCGCUUCUUUCUCCUUCUCCAACAACAAACCGUUGUAUGGAGUUUUCUCCUGCUACAAAAGUUCCGUUUCAUCUCCCAAAAUCUCUCUACAUUUCGAAAUCAAUCAUCGCAGAGGAAAGAAUUCCAGUCGUAUCCGAAGAGCAGCAUCAGAGAGCGACAUCACACAAUCGCUGCACGAGGUUUUAAAUCCACACGAUCAAUCCAGUGGAGUGAGAUCUCGAUCUCGAUCUCGAUCUCGGUCGUUUCCUUCCGGAAUUCCAGAGGAGGAGUUGCUGAACGAGGAUGAAUCCGACGGUGAUUCCAUGAAGGAUGGCGUUGAUUUUGUUUCAGAUACGUUUUCAAACGGAAGUAAUGACCGUAGUAAGAUCGGAGCGUACUACGAAGAGUUGCUGAAAUUGAACCCGAGCGAUGCUCUGUUACUGAGAAACUACGGAAAAUUCUUACACGAGGUGGUGAAAGAUACGAUACGAGCGGAAGAAUGCUACAGCAGAGCAAUACUCGCAAGUCCAACAGACGGUGAAUUACUGGCUUUGUAUGGAAAAUUAGUAUGGGAUACUCAAAGAGACAAACGAAGAGCUCAAUAUUACUUCGAUCGCGCCGUCUAUGCUUCUCCAAGCGAUUGUUUGGUGAUAGGACAUUACGCUCAUUUCUUGUGGCAAGUGGAAGACGAUGAGGCAGCAGCGGCGGCGGCGGCGGCAGCGGAGGCUCCACCGGCGGCUGUGGUAUCGGCGUAUUGAUGUGGAUGAAAUUGGUUUUUGGAAAUUAGGAGGGGAAGAGGAAGAACUAACGAAGGAAGUGUGCACGUGAUUUGUGCAUGGGCCAUUUUCAAGAGGGAAUAAGAUUACGUUAUGGGCUGCUGUCAGUUUUCUAUUUUAUUAUAUUUAAAGCUCUUUUAUAUAUUUAUAUUUUUCUCUUUUGUAAAAGUGUAUAAUCAUAAUUUUUUGGAAAAGUUUUAUCGAUGUGUACUUAACAAAGUUAACAUUCGAUGCAUAAUGCAAAAUGCAGUCUGAAUAAAAAGAAUAACUCAAUUUUUUUUUUCAAAGGUCAAACUCUUUUUUCCUGUUUUUUUAAAAUUUAAUUUUCCUUUUGUGUUUGGAAAAUGGCAACAUUAUUAAGAGAUCAUUAUAUUAGUUGUUUGAGUUGAAAAAUUAUAUAUUUCUGUAUUAGUUACCAUAGAGAAAAAGUCUUUUUACAUUUUAUUAUUCCCUUCUAUAGGUUAUAUGUUAUAAUAUAACAUAUAAUUAGUCAUUUUAAGUGGGUAGCUUUUUGAAAAGGAGAGGAUUCCCUCCUGGUUGAGUGGCUUCUUGGCCGAAAGAGAAAAGACAAAUGAGUUUUGGAUUUUUGGAUUUUUGUUAGUGAUCGAUCUUCAAAACUUCUACCUCUCUAUUUAAAACUUUCCCUCAUUCAAAAAUAGUCAGAGUCCACCACUCCUGUUCGUGUUUUCGAGGGAAUCUUGAAGAAAAGUCUUCAAAGGUAAGGUUAACCUAAUUAUAUAGCAUGCAGUAAUUUAUGUAAAUGCAUUACUGUAAAAUUUACAUUCAGUGAAAAAUGGGAUUUGGGAUGAUCUUUCUUCCGCUCACGAUUCCCUUCAAUUUAGGAUCCUUCAAUUGUAUAAGAGCCAGGUUGUUGGUUUACUGAUCCCAAAUUCCAUUUUAAUUCCAUUUUUUUAAUUGAUUUUACAGUGAUGGUGGGUUUUACACUUUCUGCAUUUUAUUUAAAGUUCAUGUGAUGAAUGGUUUUGAAUUUGGUUUUGUUGAUGGAUGUUUUGGGAUAGGAUACUUAUAUUUAUGGCUUUAAUUUCAUUUACAAAAAGGCCCCUAUUUUGGGCAUAAUUUUGUUAGAGUCUGUAUGCAUUGUUUUGAGUCGCUCGUGUUGUUUUUGGGAGCUUCAAAGAAGAAAUUCAGAGCACUGCUGUGAUGAAGAAGAAAGUAGAUCUACAAGAUCGUGUAGUAGUGCCACACGAUCAGAUAACUUUUGUUAAACGAUCGUGUAGUAUUUGCUACACAAUCGUGUAGCUAAUGCUACAAGAUUAUGCAGCAAGUUUUGCAGCUCGUACAACAAGUUUGCUACACGAUCAUUGUAGAGAGUUCGUUGAAGGGCUGUUUGGUUCAAGCGGUUCAAGGUCUAGUUCACCUAUAUCGAACUGGAUGGCUCUUAUGCUAUAAUAAUUAACCUUUUAAGUUUCCUUUUAGGUGUCCUAUCCCGGUCCAUUAACUGUUUAUAUUAAA
Benincasa hispida (wax gourd) is the source of this 2365-nucleotide messenger RNA. RefSeq lists its product as uncharacterized. NCBI's taxonomy places the organism in Eukaryota, Viridiplantae, Streptophyta, Magnoliopsida, Cucurbitales, Cucurbitaceae. The record is from RefSeq and is a predicted model, not a curated record. Gene Ontology annotation, molecular function: protein binding.